CCAAAAUCAAUCGAUCGUUCGAGGGCAAGUGGAGGAGCGCCAUAUGGAGGACUACGAGCUCGACUACGAUGUGCAAGAGCGAGGAAAUAAGCGGACAGCGGCUGUGGGAAGGUUCUCUGUUGCUGUGCGCUUACCUCGUCGAGGUCUGCCGCAACGAGGACAGCAACAGCAGCGCCGGUGACUGCUGUCGAGGGAUGGGAAAACCAAAGUUGGACUUGCAAGGCAAAUCCGUGUUAGAGCUUGGAGCAGGGACGGGGAUCGUCGGCAUGCUCGCUGCUAAACUCGGCGCACAGACGCUGAUCCUUACCGACGGCGAUGACAAGUGCGUGGCAAUGGCGCAGAAGAACAUCCAAGACAACGACGUCCCGUUUGACCAAGCGCUCGUCACGGCCCUUCGGUGGGGGGAAGAAGAAUCGACCACGAAAUUUUGCAAGGAUUUUUCUGAGUGGGAUUCCCGACGGGUCAUCGGAACGGGAAGCGGCGGGAAGAACGGGGUAGCUUCAGCAGCCGGGCCCACCAAAUCCUUAGCAGCGGGGGCACAAGACAAGGCGUCGGUGCCAGGCGACGUGGCUGUUUGCGCUCAUGGUCACUCCCCCAACGCAAGUAGUGGAAACGGCCAUCUCAACGAAGAUCCCGCUAGCACAUCUUGUGAAGGACAAGAUAGAAACGUGGGGCCGCCGCCACCGCCGCGAGACAGUCUACCAUCAUCGCCAUCGCCGUUGAAGUCGUUCGAUUUCAUUCUGGCGGGGGAUGUGCUCUACAAGCACAGCCUCCUAGAACCGUUCCUUCGAACGGUCCGAGACAUGCUGGCGGCGGGCGGUCGAAUGCUCCUGUGCCACAUCCCGAGAGCCGGCGUGACGUACGACAUCGUCGAGCGGGCGUUUGCCCAAGCAGGGUUCGCGUUUGAGAUCCUGAACGGCGACAACAAGGAGGAGGGAAGUAAGGGGCACAGCAGCGGCGGCGAGGGUGGGGGAAAGGAUGUCGGCCGGGCGGAUGCACCUACAGAAGGGGCAGCAGGGGGUCACUGUGAUGCUCCAGAUGUCGGGGGGAUCGAGCUGUGUGUAGACGACGCGCGGCGAGCUCGGUUGUACGAGUUGCAUUCUGUCGACCUGACGUUUGCAACGUAA
Ectocarpus siliculosus is the source of this 1127-nucleotide messenger RNA. The record is from the annotation of a GenBank genome assembly. NCBI's taxonomy places the organism in Eukaryota, Phaeophyceae, Ectocarpales, Ectocarpaceae.